UCUUCUCCUAUUAUGUGAACCCACAUAUCCAGGAAAGUACCCUGGCCCCCUACGUGUUGCUCCUUGGGAUGAUGGGAGAAGGGGGGAACUGGUAUUUUCUCUUGGUUUUAGGAUAUGGGCCUACUUCUUUGACCGCUCGCUUAGACUGCAAGGUAACUAAGAAUCGGUAAUACACUCCGGUCUGGGGGCCUACAUAGUCACGCAUGGAGUCCGCCAGGUGGUGGCGGCGGAGCACGCUGGGAACGCAGGGCUUCCGUCGGCCUGGCCCGGAAGGGCUGGCCCUUGGUAACCCCAGCUUCCCUAGCAACCAAGCAGGCGAAAGCAGCAGCCAGCCGCGCUCCGCUCCCGUUGAUCCCGGAAUGCCCCUUCAGGUUAGCGAUUACAGCUGGCAGCAGACGAAGACUGCGGUCUUUCUGUCUCUGCCCCUCAAAGGCGUGUGCGUCAGAGACACGGACGUGUUCUGCACGGAAAACUAUCUGAAGGUCAACUUUCCUCCAUUUUUAUUUGAGGCAUUUCUUUAUGCUCCCAUAGACGAUGAGAGCAGCAAAGCAAAGAUUGGGAAUGACACCAUUGUCUUCACCUUGUAUAAAAAAGAAGCGGCCAUGUGGGAGACCCUUGCUGUGACGGGUGUUGACAAAGAGAUGAUGCAAAGAAUUAGAGAAAAAUCUAUCUUACAAGCACAAGAGAGAGCAAAAGAAGCUACAGAAGCAAAAGCUGCAGCAAAGAGGGAAGAUCAAAAAUAUGCACUAAGUGUCAUGAUGAAGAUUGAAGAAGAAGAGAGGAAGAAAAUAGAAGAUAUGAAAGAAAAUGAACGGAUAAAAGCCACUAAAGAAUUGGAAGCCUGGAAAGAAUAUCAAAGAAAAGCUGAAGAGCAAAAAAAAAUUCAGAAAGAAGAGAAAUUAUGUCAAAGAGAAAAGCAAAUUAAAGAAGAAAGAAAAAAAUUAAAAUAUAAGACUAGUACUAGAAAUUCGGCAUCGAGAAAUCUUGCUCCAAAAGGGAGAAGUUCAGAAAAUAUAUUUACUGAGAAGUUAAAGGAAGACAGUAUUCCUGCUCCUCGUUCUGUUGGCAGUAUUAAAAUCAACUUUACCCCUCGAGUAUUCCCAACAGCUCUUCGUGAAUCACAAGUAGCAGAAGAGGAGGAGUGGCUACACAAACAAGCUGAGGCACGAAGAGCAAUGAAUACUGACAUUCCUGAACUUUGCGAUUUAAAAGAAGAAGAAAAGAACCCCGAAUGGUUGAAGGAUAAAGGAAACAAAUUGUUUGCAACAGAAAACUAUUUGGCAGCUAUCAAUGCAUAUAAUUUAGCCAUAAGACUAAAUAAUAAAAUGCCACUAUUGUAUUUGAACCGGGCUGCUUGCCACCUAAAACUAAAAAACUUACACAAGGCUAUUGAAGAUUCUUCUAAGGCACUGGAAUUACUGAUGCCACCUGUUAUAGACAAUGCUAAUGCAAGAAUGAAGGCACAUGUACGACGUGGAACAGCAUUCUGUCAACUAGAAUUGUAUGUAGAAGGCCUACAGGAUUAUGAAGCGGCACUUAAGAUUGAUCCAUCCAACAAAAUUGUACAAAUUGAUGCUGAGAAGAUUCGGAAUGUAAUUCAAGGAACAGAACUAAAAUCUUAAUGACUAUUAGAGGUAACUAAGUAUUGUUAUAAGUUUUUUAAAAAGACUUGGAGGCAUUAGGAAUCUUUGUACAUAUUAUGGCCAAUUGUACAGAAUUGCUUUGUUUAGUACUCUAGUUCUGUAGAGGGCAAAAUAUUAUAAAUCUAUACAAAAUAAACUGACUUGAAUCAUUUCUGAAUAAAUAUAAAUAAGAAUCUAUUUUAAUUCCUUAUUUCUUCAUAUUAAUACAUACGUAUACAUUUUUGUGUUACUGAAUUAAGCUUGCCCUUGUAACAAAAUAUAUUUUGGUAUAGUUACCAGGACACUUACUGAUUAAUUUUUAACAAGGUAGAAUUUUAAAAUAAAAGAUUGUUUAUAAAUAA
Messenger RNA from Rhinopithecus roxellana (golden snub-nosed monkey), 1984 nucleotides. RefSeq names its product dynein axonemal assembly factor 4 (gene DNAAF4). The coding region runs from base 204 to 1622 and encodes 472 amino acids. Gene Ontology annotation, biological process: cilium movement; outer dynein arm assembly; inner dynein arm assembly. The transcript is spliced from 10 exons. The record is from RefSeq and is a predicted model, not a curated record. Gene Ontology annotation, molecular function: nuclear estrogen receptor binding. NCBI's taxonomy places the organism in Eukaryota, Metazoa, Chordata, Mammalia, Primates, Cercopithecidae.